GUCCAAUAAUUAUGAUUGGCUAGUAAACAAUGAAAGCUUGUUAAGAAACUAUUUCCGGAAAUCGUUGCCUAGCUGUGAAGAGGCUAAUUUGUUAAAAAUUUAUCUCUAAUGGUGUCCGACGGUAGAGCCGAGCAGCAAAUCGUUGCGAGGAGGACAAACUCGACAACAUCAGACACUGACGAGAAGAAUUUCGUCAUGAAAGAGAAAGACGAAAAUUCAAAAGACAUGCAUGGGGAAGCUCCUUCAAGGCAAUCAGCGAAGGACGAGGCGACAUCACCUGAACAGCAACCGGGCUUUUUAUGGAAAGUAUCUGGUGGCGUUUAUAACAAGGCAGCCACAGUGGUUGGAGGAGUUGGUUGGGUUGCGGGAACGGCAUUAUCAACGACGUUUAGCGCUGUAUCAGCCGUAGGGGGAGUUGCGCUAACACCAUUCAAAAAAUCAGCAAAGGACAAGUCUGAUUGAUGCUGUGUGUCGGAACAAGGGCCCUCUUGAGGAAAAUUUCCUGUGGCAUAAUGCCAAGAGUUCUAUUUAGAUAUCUUUAUUGACGAAGACUUUCACAUUCACUGACACAUACAGAAAAUAAGGUAACAUUUUGUCGAGUGAAAUGGAAAAUGCAUUAAUUUUGGAACCGAGGGACUGGAUAUAUUUCACAGAAUUUUCGUGGUAUCUCGUUUCACAGAGAAUUGAUGCUUGCAUGCGAAAACAGAAUAACUAUUUUUUUGUGUGAUUUUGUAGAAAUAGUAGAUAAUUUCGUGAACUUGAAAUUGUAGAGAAGUGAUGAAACACCAUUAUUUUCAAUUUGAAAUUUGCUUGCUCAGCUGAGCGCCCCGAAUUGGUAAAUCUGUCACUGUUUUUUAAAUUCGCAUUUUCCUUUCAAAUUUUUAAGUUAUACUUGUAUACACAAUGGUUUCGAACUACUCUAUUUCAGAAAGCUCUGUAAUUUAUAGCUGAUGAACGAUAGAUAAAAAUUGUAAAUACAAUACUGUUUAUAUUAAUUUCCUUAUUGAGAAAGGAAAACCGAAUAGAAACUUAAUAUAUUCAUUAUCCACUGUGAAGGUUUAAAAUGAAUCUCGGAAUUUCAUUGAAAAUUAAAAUUAUUAUUAAAGUAGAGAUGCCUCAGAAUUUUAUCGGUAAGUUCAAAAUACUUAAUCGAAAUUGAACUUGUAAUUUCUCAGCUAAGAAAUUUUGAGAUCAUAGUUCCAGACAGAAGAAUUUUAUUUCUGCAGACAAGAAGUGCCUAAUUAAGUUAACCAGCUGCUUUAGUUGUGGGAAGGUCUUCUAAUCAGAGCUGACUUGCAAAAUGGUAGCUUCCAACACAGUCCAACCUGUAUUAAGUGGUCACCCAUGGGGAAUGGUGUAGUAACUGCUUAACCCUUUAACUCUGAAGAUCUGAUUGUUAAUUCUCCCCUUAAGCUGCAACAUGUCUUUGUAAAUUAAUUGCAAUAAUUUGGUGUUAGACAUCUUCUGCCUGAGAAUUUGAGUAUUCUUAUUACCUGUUUGCUGGAUUGUGUAUGGAGAUUACGAGGAGAAAAUACUCGUUAAUCAUUUCUGAGAGUUUAAGGCUUAAUUUAGGUAGACCACCUAAUAUUGGUUCCAUAGAUUGGGGUAUUAUAAAAAACCAUACACAAUACCAUGUUAUGCCUUAAUUGACCACUGAAUUACAGAACACAAGUAAAAACACUAUUUACUUUUAUUUUGGGAGAUCAACAAGGAUUAGUAAUUACUUGAUAGAAUAUUAUUAGUUAUAUUGGAAUGGUUUCACCUUCAGUGAUUGUUCCAUACAGGUGGAAAACAAUAAAAACAGGCUGUUGGCUCUUA
This is a messenger RNA of Pocillopora damicornis (cauliflower coral), 1818 nucleotides long. RefSeq lists its product as uncharacterized. NCBI's taxonomy places the organism in Eukaryota, Metazoa, Cnidaria, Anthozoa, Scleractinia, Pocilloporidae. The record is from RefSeq and is a predicted model, not a curated record.